AUGCACGAGUCCUACAAAGUAACUAAAUGUUGUCAGUCUAUUAAUAUUUCUGAUGUCCAACAAGAUGUAUCUAAAUGGAAAAGGUGGAUAAUUGUGCAUACUGGAAGUGAGAAUGAUUUUGUGCCUAAUGAACUAUUAAUAUUUACUGGUAAAAACAAGCAAGAUGAUUACCAUUCUGAGAUGUAUGCCCAUAAUUUUACAAAACGGGUAACUGAAAAGUUAGUGCCCAACAUAACUGAACCAUCAAUAAUUGUGAUGGAUAAUGCACCAUACCACUCCAUUAUAACAAACAAGGCACCUACAUCUGCAUUAAAAGUUGAUGAAAUCAAAUUGUGGCUACUGGAAAAUAAUAUUCCAUUUGAUGACACAUUGUGGACACCAUCCUUAUUGAUGCUUGUAAAAAAACAUAAACCUGACUGCUGA
Messenger RNA from Parnassius mnemosyne (clouded apollo), 423 nucleotides. The record is from the annotation of a GenBank genome assembly. NCBI's taxonomy places the organism in Eukaryota, Metazoa, Arthropoda, Insecta, Lepidoptera, Papilionidae.